Molecule: messenger RNA, 9857 nt
Organism: Diatraea saccharalis (sugarcane borer)
Lineage: Eukaryota; Metazoa; Arthropoda; Insecta; Lepidoptera; Crambidae
Source: the annotation of a GenBank genome assembly
CCUAGAUAAUUUCUCAGAGGAUAAUAAUUCGCGGAGCGCGUGAGAAAAAUAACUCUGGUGGUGAACACUGGCACCAUAUCCCGCAGUUGUUUUGUAUUUCUGUCUUUAUUCUACACAUUUGGUGUUUAAUCUUAAAGCGGAAUGUCUGUCAUGCAUUUAAUUGGUUCCUAAUAAAAAUAUAUUUCUAACAGUUAAAAGAAAUCGUACACAGACUUUUUAAGUUUGCAACUGAUGCACUAUUGUAUUAUUUAAAUACUAAUGUAAUUGCAAAGUACUUAUUUAAUCUUAUUGUCAAAUCUGAUAUGCUAUCUAAAGUUUUGAAAACUCACAAUGAUUUACGCAUUGUUGAUAUUAAAAUAAAAUUUGUAACUAAACUCCAGUUCAAUAAUACGAGCAUAAUAUUUUUAGGAUAUUAGAUUUGGAAUUUGGAACAGUUGAUGGUUAAUUUAUUUUCUCUUUAUUUACACAAUAAACAAUUAUUACAAUAUAAAGUAGUAUUGACAUUUAAUAACAAAAACAUUGAGUGCCACUUAAUGUUUUUUAAACAACUAUAAAUACUACUCAAAUUUUUUUAAUAAGCGAAAUUAAAAUUUAAAAAUUUAAUUCCUUAGAUGGAUUUAAAGAAGAAAACACUCUACUUUGAUUUUCUAAACAUGCAUAAAUUCCAUCGCAAAGUGCACCUUCAGUCUCGAACACUUUCACAAUAAGUAAUAAGAGGUAAGCAGAAUGGCAGAAAGUAGCUGCCUCGGAGUUGCACUGCCUUGAAUCAUGAUUGUACACGUUUUAGUCACGGCGUCAAUGCGGCACCGGCGUCGGUCCGCCGCUCGCGCAAUACUCAUGUUUCCAUUCUCUAUGUUUUGCUUUAUUUACUACUAGUUCACCAAUCAUAUUUUAUUUUGCAGUCGUUUGCACUAUACUAUGGAAAGAUGAUGUCUGCAUCAAAAAUAAAUAAAUACUUUAUCUCCAAUGUUACUAACUUUACAUUGAAGAUAAUACUUACGCGUGAUGUUUGUUAUUACAUUCAGAUAUGUUGGAGUUUGUCUAAAGAAAUAUUAUUAUAAUAUCUUAUAUUUGUUGCUUGUCAAUAUUAUUGAUAUGGAAGAGAGUUAGUAUUUUCCUUUUACUUCCUUUUGAAGUAACAUCAUCCAAGUUGUUUAUUAACUUUACUUAAUCUUAUAGAAGAAGUUUGUUUACUUAAGUAUGAGUUCUAAUUUUGUACAUAAGUUCGGGAAAUCUUCCUGAUUCGCAGAAUCAGUAACCUAGAAAAAUAUUGGUGAAUGCUUUUAUUUUCUUCGUGGAAUAUCACGAUUUUAUUUUCGAUUGCUAAUUAUGUAGAAUAUGAAAAUGCUCGUCGAAAAUGUUUGAUACGUCACACGACAAGGAACGGUUUCGAGUAUUUGAGUUAACAACAUUCGUUCCGCAAGCUCGGUUCUUUCGAGCCAGAUUGCAACUGAGAUCUCGUGUGCUCCUGCCCAUAUCUCGACAUCCGGCACGUUAUUUUGUAUUUCUUCGAACGAGGUACAACGAACUUUAGACAAGUCCACUUCGCUUAUAUUCAGAAUUAUAUUUACUUGAAAUAUAAAUAAUUUUGUUAGCAAGAACAUACUUUCUUCGUGACCCGCUUGUAACAGUGAGUUAGAAAGAUGUUUUUAUAUACAAACAAAAUGAAAAAACCUCUCGCAUCAGAUUUACUUUAAAAUAUUACCUCAUUUAAUCUGAUUUUAGAGCAGCUCUUUCCCGCGAUUUCACCACGUAAAUUAUAGUCUAGCGUAUGAUGUCGCUUCCCAUAGGAGAAAGAAUUUUCAUGAUCGGAUCAGUAUAUCCGAAAAUUACUUUCUACAAACAAACAAAAUGAGAAACUUUACCUUUUCAUAAUAUUAGCAUAGAUUUAACCAAGUUAUUCACGAAACGUACAAUGUUCGUUAAUUUAAUUAAAUGAUCCAUAUGACGCCGGUUAAUUGCGCACACCCGCCUAUGUGGCGGCCUAGGGUGUCUCUAAAUAUAUUCGCACGAACCACCACUCCCUGUUUGUGCAAACACAUGCUGCCGUCUCUGUUGUUUGUGUACAUUACUAUAUCUGUUUAACGACAGACAGUAAUUGAAUCCUUUUCCUUUUGCAGGUUUCUAUCACCGUAUAACUUUCAUCUUUGAUUAUUAACUCGAUGCACUUUUUUCGGUGUAUCAUUUUUUUAAAUAAGAUCAAGCAAGAUCUAUUUAGGUAUUUCUAGUUUGUAAUACGUACAAAAUAUUUAGAUUAACCUUAACUUCUUACAGAUAACUUACACAUGUUUCCGAAUAUGUGUAUAAUUUAUAUAUUUCUUAAUAAUAAAUAUGUAAAAGUGUAUAAUCUAUCGUUUAGCUAUUUCAUAUUCCGACCUCUUUUCAUCGAUUCGUUUCACGAUAUGAUUGGUCGCUACAAUCUUAUCGCUUUAUGAUAAAACGUACUCUAUGUGCUAACAAAACGAUCAAUAGUUUCUUUAGAACAAUGAAACGUAAGGGUUUUUUUUAAAUAUUUAUUAUAAUCAGUAAAACUAAAUAUGUUAUAUGAAAAUCUCAUUCCUAAAAGACUAAGUAUACAAAGAAAAAAGAAUUGAACUAGAGUUAUUUUUUUUUGUUUGAGGAUAUCCCAAUAUCAUUAUUGUUGUAUGUAUCAGGCUUGUACUGUCUAACAAACGUAAUGAAAGCCCGUACCUCAUUAUUAACUCAAUUUACGGUUUAAUCAACAGUUGCAAGGUGUGAAAUGAAAUCUCAGAGGGAACACGCAGGAAAUAGUUCAAAGUGAAACGAAUAGCUGCAAUGAGGCGGCGAGAGUUAGCGAAGGCCAGGAGGCCAUAACUCGGCGUGUAUCCGCCUCGGGCAACUAUGUCGAGUGCGCUGUCCACAGACUCGCCCACCGGCGGCGGUGACCAACCACGCCGUCGCUCUGUAUUUUAUGUGCCAUUGUUUGAAAGUUUCGACAAUUAUCUACCCUUAACACCGGAAGAGAAAGAAGCUCUAAUCUGCGGCCAAAACAUCGACAAUGUCUCAACUAAACCAAAAAGGCAUAACAUAUCUGAAAGUCGAUUACGAAUUGCAUCCCGUGGUGACUCAUCUUUUACGGAAAGCGAGAGUGAUAUUAGCGUCUUUAGUCCUGAAAGACGAUAUCGUCGCCCGUUAUCGUCGACAGUUAGCUCCAAUGAAGCACUGACAAGGGUGGGCCAGCGUGAUUUGAUAAGUCCACGCCUCGUAGCCGAAAACAAUAUGAGACCCACAAGACCAAGGUUACGUUGUACGACGUCAUGUGAGCCUAGAUAUGAUAGAAUAUUUUCCCCUGUAGGAUCGAUCUCAACUAACAAACUUAAUAGUUCUACUUCCAAUAUCGGAAGCAGAAUAGCAUGUAAGAGCUUAAUGCAAAAUUCAAACUUAUCUUUAAUACCAGAUUCACCUAAACUUUUGUCACCUGGUAAGGAAAAAUCGAAAACAUUGCCACAAAAUCUCACAGUGCCAUCGCCUAUUAGAGGCAGCAGUAGUUCUACGUCUAUCUUUAGAACGCCUAGAAUAACAGUUACUCCAGAUAGCCCGAACAAAAGUGUCGGGAAGAUAUCUGGAUUAAAUUUCAUUCGACGUUCUCGAAGCACUAAACUAUCAAGAAGUAACUCUCUGUUGCGGAGUAUAACAGCAAGGCACAUAGAGGAAGGUCUUGAAGAUCAAGUAGCAGUAGUUACAGACCUUACCGAAAACUACGACAAAUUUAUAGAUGAAAACGGUGGUGAAACUGAGGUGAUUGGAGCUCUGAUAAAGAAGCACGAAGCUCAGGUGGCAAAUAGUCCGCUAAGUAUCCGACGUGGAUAUUUGGAUGUUGACGAUGAUGUCGCCGUUCAUUCUGAUACAUCAUAUGAGAAGGCGUGUCGGCGUGGUUCAGCACCCAGCACUCCGGUGCCGGGUGCGCAGGCGCAGCAUAGUCCGUCAAGGCUGGCAUCUUUCUUCUUCUCCAAACGCUCCUUUAGAAGCAAUCCCCUCAAGAGGACCAAAUCCGCCACCAAGUUAGAAAGAGAGCGAGCGCUAGCUGCUGUGCCAACUCAUCCACCAUCACAUGCUUUAAGAACAUCAAGAUCUCAUGAAAGUUUACUGUCAGCACACUCGCCUGCAGUUUCAACGAUGGACUUAGGACCGCCAAAUCAAGUUGAGAUUCGCGCCCUCCACUCGUCCGUACUGGGGAGACCACACUGCUUCGCGUUGAGUGCCGAGAACCGCGCGCCACGAUACUUCGCCUGUGCCUCGAGAAAAGAGCGGGACCGUUGGAUAUACAGUUUGCGGCAAGCAGCGCGGCCGGAUGAAAUGCGCACGCGCCGUUGUGAGCGAUCUGUGAAACUUUGGCUACUAGAGGCAAAAUCUAUACCACCCAAGAAAAGAUACUAUUGUGAGAUUCUUCUCGACGACACCCUCUAUGCAAGAUCAUCGUCGAAGUUGAAGACUGAGCUGUGUUUUUGGGGCGAGGUGUAUGAGUUCAGCGGAUUGCCACCGACGCGAGUGAUACUCGUUAAUGUAUAUAGGGAGCCUGAGAGGCGCUCACGGAAGCGCGACAAGCACGCCCUCGUCGGCACAGUGCGUAUACCGGUCGACGACGUAUCGUCUAGAUACCUCAACGAGCGGUGGUACCCACUGUCGGAGGGUGAUAAGCCUCAGUCGCCUGGUGGCCGCGCCCCUCCGCCCCCCGCGCCCGCGCUCCGCAUUAAGUGCCGCUACCAGAGUGUAGACGUGCUGCCGUUGGAUAACUACGCCAGAUUUCUAGACUACCUCAAGAGGAAUUACAGGCGGCUUUGCGAGUACCUGGAACCUGUUAUAGGAGUGAAAGCGAAGGAAGAUAUAGGUUGCGCACUAGUCCUAUGCAUGGCAGGCGCUGGUCUCGCGCCUCGUUACCUCGCGGACGUAGUGGCGCUGGACGUGCGACGUACUGGCGACCACUCGCUCACAUUCCGAGGGAACUCACUCGCCACCAAGAGUAUGGAGGCUUAUCUCAAGCUUGUGGGAGACCAGUAUCUGCAGGACACGCUCGGCGAGGCGGUGGCGGCGGCGGCGGGCGCGGGCGCGGCCGAGUGCGAGGUGGACCCGCAGCGCGCGGGCGGCGGCACCGCGCUGCGCCGCCAGCAGGCCGCGCUGCGGGACGCCGUCUCGCUCGCCUGGCGGGCCAUUGCCGCCUCCGCGCCCGCGUUCCCGCCACCGCUAAGGGACUGCUUCGCCACAUUCAGAGAGAGAUUGACGUCAAUGGGUCGAGAAGACAUCUCCGAUAACUUGAUCAGCGCCUCGAUUUUCCUCCGUUUCCUGUGUCCCGCUAUACUUUCGCCAAAAUACCCGAACGAGCGUGCAGCACGAAACCUUACGUUAGUGGCAAAGACGCUGCAGACGUUAGCAAACUUCACUCGGUUCCAGGGUAAAGAAGCUUUUAUGGAAUUCCUUAACGACUUCCUCGAGCAAGAGGCACCUAACAUGAAAGCAUUCUUGAGAGCUAUUUCGUCGUCCAGCACUACAAAGAUUAAGUCUAAAGCUAAUUUACAGACGCGACCUCAAGAGCAGCAUCAAAAUCAACACCAGUACCAACAGCAGCAGCAACAGCAGCAUCAGCAGCAGCAAGAUGGCAGUAACCGCAACUCGGCAGCGUCGCAGGGAUCUGGCGGCGGCUCCGAGGGCUCCAGGAGUGAGGCGUGCGUGGAAGCGGAUCCGGAGUGGGCGCCCCACGUGGAUUUAGGGAAGCAAUUGGCAACGUUACACGCACUUCUAGUGGACAGCUUGCCUAAGUUACCCACUGCCAGGAUUCAGGAACUGGACCCUUUGUCUGAUAUCUUGGAUGAACUAAGCAAGAGAUUGGUGAACAACGAUUAUGGACCAUUACCUCAACACACAGAUAAUAUAUUUAGGUUCAACGAUCCAACGUGUAAUACGCCAGCAAAACAAAAUAAUCCCGAAGUUCCUACAAACGGAUUGAACAGUAAUUUUGCUCACAGUUCACCAAUAAUGAAUAAAAAUGGCGUCCAGUUUAAUAUCAGUCCCUCAAAGUCAAACGCCGAAGAAUCUAAGUACAAAGCAUCUUAUAUCGGUGUCUCGAAAUCACCGAGUUUCAAUUUACGAUCGGCGACACUUCCAAGGAAUGGUUAUGGAUCGAACCCAGUGAACCAAAACGUAAAUCCUGACCGUUACAGCUCACAAUAUAAUAAUCAAGAGCAUUGUGUUAAUCUCAAAGUGGUACAAAUAGGAUUUGGCACCGACCAAUAUCAAAAAGGAAUCGGCAACGGUAUCAACGAAAGCUUAGAGCGACGAUUUCAAGAAAGGUAUAAACCUAACAAUUGUAAUCAACAAAAUCAUUAUAACGCUAACUAUAACAACACAGAAAGAUCACCUAGCAGCGAUAGUAUUAACCACAAUUACUGCUCUAAUGACAUGCAAACCAUCAUGAAAGAAACUGCAACAUUAGAUGAGUUAUCUGAUUUACUAAAGUAUGCCGACGAUUCUGACAUAGUUGAGGAUAAGCUUAUUAUGAACAAAAAAAACUUAGUGCAAUCCAAAUCCACUAACAAUAAUAUAAUCAAUGGAAAUAAAAAUAAUUACACAAAUAAUGGUUCAAACGUUUCAAUCAGCGGUUUAUCGAAUGUCGCGAGUUCUGGGUACCAAAGUAUUGCAACAUACAGCCAAAGUUCUAGCCCCAUUGAAAACACGACGCAUCACCAUCAACCGUAUGAAAACGGUGGUCAGCCAAUGAGCCGUUACUCACAGCUAAACUACCAAAAACAGAGGGAAAAACAGUAUUAUGAUAGUAAAAAUGAAAAAUUCUAUCCAAAGAGCCCAGUGCAACAGAAAAUCGAUUAUGAUAUUCAGAAGUAUGGAAUCCAAAAUUUUACAACAGCGGAAAAUACACAGACAAAUGCAAAUAUGAAUUCAAAAGUAGUUCCAUUAGUAUUCACAAAUCCAGUUUACAACAUGGAAGACAAUCGUCCACCUCAAGAGAAGAAGAAAAAUAACAACGAGAAUAGAAAUUCGAAGCGUUGUCCAUGUGGCUCAUCCAGUUCAUCCAUAGAUGAGGAGGGCUUGAGCACUGACAACGUUGAGACGAAUUCUGAAGAAGGUUCCACUAACUUCAACGACGACACCAGAAAUUAUGAUCAUCAAAACCGUAAUAAUACCCACCGAAAACUUACCAGAGAUAAUUGCAAUUAUGAUGAUGUAUACCAAAUGAGUAACCAUAGUCAUUCCCCUAGAAUACGGGACGACGAAUCGUCUAGUAAUUCGCCAAGUCUAAGGAAAAAUAGCAAGACACGAAUGCCUAGAACAAAUCCCAUGCUCUCCUAUUCUACAAAUCAAAACCAACUCAAUCUGAAGCAUUUUGGUCAAAGAGGAGAAUCACUUUACGAAAGUAAACCUCAUCAUAUUUCCACAGAUUCCGGUUAUGUUAUGGGAAGAUCCGAGUCUAAUGUGGAAGAAGUAAAUAAAGAAAUGUAUAAAUUACAGAUUUCACGCAGUCAGAAGGCUUUGUAUAACAUGGAAAAUGCAAAAAGUUCUCCAGAGAAGUACACCAUGUCGGAAAAUUCUAAUCCUGAGUCAAAUUAUCCCCUAGAUCGAACAUUUUCUGGGGCGAAAAUUUCAAGUAGUAGACUCAAUGAAGAUUUAGAGAGGCACCAAGAGUAUUAUGGAGGUCGGGAAAGGAGGGAAUCACCUCAGGCUGCAUUUAAUAGAGAGUCACAGUCAAGUGAAGCAAGUGAAAGAGCUGUGGUACGAAGUGAACGUGAGACCAAUACGAGAGAUAAACUCCAGAGGCGAUUAAGUCUGGAGUCUGCAAGGGAACUCACUGAUAGUUCUGAUGAGAUGGAAGAUACAUUAUACAGUACGACGGGUAGAAGACGAGUUUCCAAGCAUCACAGAACUAUCGAGCAGUAUGAACGAGAAAUCGAGAGGCUAAAGUGUUCAGUAGAGUUACUACGUGGUCGGCUACCAACAGAACCUGGACAGGACCAUACCGACGCCAAAAUGAAGGCUAUUAUUACAAGAUUAAUCUGCGUGGAAGAAGAGUUACGUCGCGAGCAGCGCAAGAUGGCCGCCGCACUAUCGCACAAGCAACGAGUGAUCGAAGCUCAGGAACAUCGUAUAGCGGCAUUAGACGAAGCCAAUACAAGGCUGCUGUCAGCCCUCGUUCAUUUACAGCAGAGAGCUCCAGCGCCAUCUACCAACUCUACAACUCACUCCCAACAUUCUCAUCAAGAGUUGCAGAUUUAAAUAAAGAACUUAGUCCUAGACUAUUUGAACAAAAAUGAGUGUAACGUAAAAACUUGAAAUCGGACAGGUUCUAAAGGAACUGGGAUUAGAAGUAGUAAAAUCUUAUUUGGGAAUGAUGAAAUGUAUAGAUAUCCUAGGUGUUCUAGGAACCUCUAUUACGAGCAGAACUGUUUUACGCAUUUGAACAUACAUCAGGUAAAUGUGGCCUUAUAUCGUUGGAUCUCGAUUACUUAGAGAUUUAAUAAACGAAAUAUAACAAUUUAAGCUUCAAGUGGCAAUAUUUCACAUUUAAGCUAACUUUUUGAUAUUUAACAUGGGCACGACUAGUCCUUUUCAAUAAAAACAGAAUUCUAAAUUAAAAGUAAAAGACUUCAUGGUCUCAACAGUAUUUAAAAAUUUAAAAAGAUAAAUUUCUAACAACAUUAGACAAAACCAAUAUUAUUAUGAGUGUAACAAUUUGAAAUGCUCUAGCAAAUGUAAAUAAUAUUUUCAGCGCUCUCUUAAAGUGAAAUCUAUUUUUUUAAAGUCUAAAGCACAAACUUUUUACUCUGCUAAUGUUAAUUGAAUAAGUUGAGAUAUUUGUCUUAUUGAUUCGACUAAUUUUCAUAUUUCAUGCACAAUUGUAAAGAUAAUGACAACCUUUACAUACAAUUUUUCUAUUUAAUGCAUUUUAUCCUGUAUCUCUUAAUGCAAUAUUACAGUUACUUUAUUAUUGAAUAAAUAUUUAUUUUAACGUUCUUUCACAUACUUGUAUUUAAAUACACAUUUGUUCGUUUUGCCAUUUAUUUUUAACUUUGUUAUUAUUGUUUCCUUAGUUUUAAAGGUGAUGCUUUAAGUGACAUUAACUUUUUUUUUUAAUUUCUCGGUUAAAUCUGGAUUUGACGUUCGCUACAUGUUUUUCUGUAAUGAUACCAAAGACGAUUGAAUAUCCCUUAGUGCAGUUGUAGUUAACUACAAAUAUACUACAGCCACCACUAGUUUGUAUUAAAAUGAAACCUUAUAGAUUUUAUAAAAAUAAUAAUUAUAUAAGACUUGUAUAAUAAAUAUUUUAAGGUACUAUUUUUAAGUGAAAUGCGGAACAGUCAAGAUUCAAAUAUUUGGUGACGACGUAGUCCAAAUUGUAAGAAACAUCUUAAAACACUCGAAAACUUAGUUUGCUCAAUUGUUAAAAGAAUGUUAUAACACUGCAUUAGUGACCAACGAUCCAACAUUCAAAUGCUGUCCCAACUUCUAAUACGUAUUGUCUGUACAUUUUAUUAAAGAUAUCGCUACACAAGUAAAAUGGAACGAUAUAAUAAAAUCUUAAAGCCGAAUGAUGUUUCUGACUAAUAUGUCAUCAAAUAUUUGAAGUUAAAUGUAUGAAGUAAAGAAAUAUUUUUAUUACCUGUGGAGUAUUAUACGGAUUAACCGUAAUAGUUAUUGUAUUAUCAAGUUGUUAACAACUCAUCGGUGAUCAUUUGUUGAACAAAACGAAAACUUUAAAUUGGGAUAAUCACAAAUUUAUAUAACAAUACAGUCGUAUUUCAGUGGAUCUAAUUUUAAGCCAUAAAUUUAUGUAAAUAUACCCGAUUAGGUAUAUUUUGUUAUUCUUAUCACAUUAAAUUAUGGAUUACGUA